Molecule: messenger RNA, 3845 nt
Organism: Diabrotica virgifera virgifera (western corn rootworm)
Lineage: Eukaryota; Metazoa; Arthropoda; Insecta; Coleoptera; Chrysomelidae
Product: cyclin-T
Exons: 9
Coding region: 797-3712 (971 amino acids)
Biological process (GO): positive regulation of DNA-templated transcription, elongation; regulation of transcription by RNA polymerase II
Cellular component (GO): cyclin/CDK positive transcription elongation factor complex; nucleus
Molecular function (GO): cyclin-dependent protein serine/threonine kinase activator activity
Source: RefSeq, a predicted model, not a curated record
AAAUAAAUGCUAAUUUCUUUUAAAAAUACAAUCAAUAGUAUAUUUGGUAAUUAUAAAAUGUUUCAAUUAUAUUUUUACACAUUAAUAAUAAUUUUUUUCCUAUAAUAAUCAUACAUUUAUAGUUGUGAAAAAAUGCCGUUGUCGUAGUAAUAGACACUCCCUACAGAAUUCCAAGAACGGCACUAGUCAAACCAACAACCAAACUGAUAUUUUUAUUUACAGUUAUUUCAGAAGUAUCAAGUAUUAUUAAUUUUGUUUUGUUGGAUAAAAUCUUGUGUGAUUUAUAAAAACUUAAACGGGUAAAAUUAGGCUAUUGUGGGACUGUAUUUCUGGAUGUGAAUGUUUAUUCAGUGCUACACUUGUUAAGCAUGGUUGGUCGGCCAUCGAGUAGUGGAUAACAUCAAUUUUUGCGAUUUUGUGUAUGUACGAAUUUAAGUAUUUAAAAUUAUAUCGUAACUAUUAAAAAAUAUCUUAAUUUGUUAUGCAAACUACAUACUUUAGUUAGAGGUGAUAUAUUUAAUUGUACGGUUUCUAAAUUUCACAAAAACUGAAACUAAUCGCAAGACACACUGGAAAUUCCCAAUCUCAGUGACGCAAUUAAUAACCUCCAUUCUCCAUUUCUUUUUGUGAUAAGUGCUCGCCUGACAUUAUUCAUUAAUUGUUAUAGUAAAAUUUAAGCGUGGUAUCAUUCAUAGUGGAUAAUUAUACAGUCACGUUUGACUGUAAUUAUUUUGAUGGACUUUAGUUCUAAUAAUAUUAACGCCAUCUGCGUUAACAAAAUACUCAUAACUUGUAAAUGGCUACCCCGACCCCGUCGAACCCGAGCGAUAGGUGGUAUUUUACGAAGGAACAGUUAGAGACUACUCCAUCGAGAAAAUGUGGCUUCGAUGCACACAAGGAACUUUCCAAUCGCCAGCAAGCUGCCAACUUCAUCCAGGACAUGGGCCAGAGGCUCAAAGUAUCACAAUUAUGUAUCAACACGGCCAUAGUGUACAUGCACCGUUUCUAUGUUUUCCAUUCGUUCACGAAGUUUCCGUGGCACCAGAUGGCAGCAGCGGCGUUAUUUUUAGCGGCCAAAGUCGAGGAGCAACCUAGGAAAUUAGAAUACGUCAUUAGGGUAGCCAAUAUGUGCAAGAACGGGAGAGAUACGAAUAUUGAUGUGAAUUCAGAAAGGUAUAUUAGUCAAUCCCAGGAUUUGGUGUUUAACGAAAACGUUUUACUUCAAACUCUAGGAUUCGAUGUGGCCAUAGACCAUCCCCAUACCCACGUGGUAAGGUGCUGUCAUCUCGUUAGGGCUAGUAAAGACCUCGCGCAGACUUCCUAUUUUAUGGCUAGUAAUAGUUUACAUUUAACGACAAUGUGUAUACAGUAUAAACCGACGGUGGUUGCUUGUUUCUGUAUCCUAGUAGCUUGUAAGUGGUCCAACUGGGAGAUCCCGUUGUCGUACGAAAAGAAGGAGUGGUAUUCGUACGUGGAUCCCACGGUAUCGGCAGAGUUAUUGCAACAGUUAACAGAAGAAUUUUUGGUGAUAUUCGAAAAGUGUCCUUCCAGACUCAAGGAGAAGAUUAUGGCUAUAGCUGAUAAUGUUAACCACAUACCUUCUCAUCAUAUUCCUUCGCCUUUUGAUGACCCGAAGAAAAAACUUCCUCAGGAAGACGGGAAAGACGGCCACCACAGAUCGUCGGGUUCUGACAACGAUCCUCACAAACACAGAUCAUCUCGGCCGCACGAUAUGGGCAGCAGUUCACAACACCAAAGAGAACGAGAUAGAGAGAGAGAACGCCGGGAACGACAACAGCUGCAUCAAAAGGCAAUCAUGGGCAAUAGUAGUAGCAGUCUAGGUAGCAGCAGUAGUAGUAUGAAAUCUCACAGUAGUCAUCAUAGACCUGAUCGUCCAGAUCGGCCCGAUCGUGCAGAUCGUCCGGAUCGUGCAGAUCGUCCGGAUCGUGCAGAUCGUCCAGAUCGGCCCGAUCGUCCAGAUCGCCAAGAUCGACCCGACAGGCCGGAUAGGCCAGAUCGAACGUCUAUGGACCCGAAGAUGAAGCCUCCCUCUCGUCCCCACACCAUGCCUUACCCUCAACCUAAAGACAUCCUUAGAGAAGCAGCUGCUAGAGACUCACCUUUCGGAUUAGCCAGAGAUACUACGAGGGAAUACCCGAAGGACGCCCAUAUGGCCCGAUCCGACAACAAAGACCCAAGCAAACGAGACCAUCAAUACAAACUAAACAAUCAAGCUGAAGUGAAUAGUGUUAACCCAUAUGACAACUUGCGGUUGGGUUAUCCUCCAGAAAAACAAAGACUUGAUCCCAACGGUAGACCUAGAAUAGACCACAACAAGAUACCUUCGUCGGGAGUGUCUCGUAGUAGGCCGGAGGAGCAGAAAUCUCAUCUAGAAAAUAUCAAAAAGCAUUUAAGUUCGGCUCCUCUGGAUAAAAACAAUAGUUUCCCAAGCAAACCUGUCAACGCGGGUAUGCAUAACGAAGUUCCCAAGUCCGUCCCUAAGAUAAUUACACCGGUCAGUUCUAGUGCGCAGCCGAAACUAACGCAUACCAACAGUGGUACGUACGCGCCGCCAGUCAAUAGUGAAUUUAAAAUAAAAACUGAGCCGGUAACUGUGAAAGAAGAGGUUCCUAUACCGGCGGUGAUAAAGAGACCUAGUUUAUUUUCGCCCGAAAAAACCCCGCCUCACAAAGACAUUGUUCCUACUGUCGUUCCGGAGAACCCGGCUUUCCUUUCGCCGUUAGUGUCUCCGGUCGAGAUAAAAAGAGAGAGGAACUAUUCUAGUAGCUCUGAACCCGAGCUAAGGCCUGUGAUGAAGAAGAUUGAUCAAGUGGAAGGUUUCGAGAAUCUUAUGAGGGACAAUACGAUAGGAAUCGACGACACUCGACAAACGCCCGAUCAUAAUGCUCAUUUGUUGAAAGUGAAAUUGGAAGAUGAGAGUCCUGUGCAGGACUGUAUUGUACCACAAGUCGUUGAGAGUAACGGCGAAACUAGUAAUAGGACAUCAACAGCACUGGUAAAUGGUCUACAAACAACGGACCCGACUGUAAUAAGUAAUUUAUUAAAAGAAGCCUCGACGGCUUCUCAUCUCCCGACUGUAAUACCUCCAGCACCCGCUAACGAAACUCAGACUGACAAAAACCACUACCACCACAAAAGUAAAAAGAAGAACAAGGACAAGCACAAGCACAAAGACAAGAGCCGCGACGACAAAGAAAAGAAGAAGAAGCAUAAAGAUAAGGACCGCGAAAAGCACAGGCACAAAGAUAAAGCGCCAGAAGUGACGGCGGUGCCCAACAUAGUUCCGCUGAAACUUAAGAUACCCAAAGAUAAAAUAAUCAUGGAGCCAGCUCCGUCGGAGCCCCCGCAAGGACUGAAGAUUAAAAUACCUAAGAAUAUAAUCAAUACUGAGAACAUUUCAGAGCUGUCCCAUAAUCCCCCACCCACUAUAGGCAUCAAACUGAAGAUACCCAAAGAGAAGCUCAAUAAUUGCCCUAAUAUCGAAAGUAGUGCAUCUAGGAAAAGGGAGAGAGACAAGGAUCGAGGCUCCCCUGGCGAACCUGCAUCAAAAAUAUCAAAAUCCAGUAUUAAAGAAUCUAAAACAAAUGGCAGAUACUCCAAUAACAAUAAGGUGGUGCAAUCAGGUGAUGGCGAAACGUCAGUGCACAGGUUGGCCGAAUCUAAGUAUACACACAAGAGUUCGACGUCCUAGAUAAGCGACUUGAGUAGUACAAGAUGUUCUUUUUCGAACAAUCUGUAUACGAAGUAUAAUUACAGAAUCUAGAUUUAUUUUUUUUUAAUUUGUUAUAUUAGGUUUAACGCAUAAAUAGUUACAAAGAAACCUA